UGUUUAGAGAUUGUGAACGGCGCUUAAAGCGCAGCUCUCCUUGUCUAUAUAGGUUCGUGUAUUUUACAAAGUCCGUGGGGUGCUUCCGGUAAGCCCCGUAGCCAGCGGCACUUUCUCGGCUCCUUCGCGACGCUAUCGGUCGCAUGGUAGGGGCGAACACAGUGGCGGCUUCAGAGGCGAUAAGGUCCACGGUCCAUCCCCACCCUUUACGCGCGUCGUUACACCUCGAUCUGUGUUUCUCUUUAUGUCAAGAGAAAUAGAGAGAGAGAGAGAGAGAGAAAGAAAGGGGAAAAAAAGGAGAGGGGAUAUCACGGACCGGAGGAAACAACGACAGCGACGAUGCCGGGCAGCAUCGAAACAAGGGCGGAGAAGAAAUUGGAGGGGGAAGACAUCACGGCGGACAAGGACGCCAUAUUGAAUCACUCUGGUUAAUUUUUCCGCAGGGGAAGCAUAAGCGAGUGAGCAAACGAGCGAGGAAAAAAAAAGAAAAUAUGAAAGUAAGAGAAAAAGAGAAAAGUGGACAAAGGAAAUAGUUUUGCGUAAUUUCGACAAAGGACAAAAAAUCGUUUGGUGUGGAUUCCCUUCGUGCUUACAAUUUCGUGUUGUGAUAGAAAAAAGACAUUCAUAUUUUCGUGUUUCCUCGCUUGCUCUUUUACUAUUCCCUUUCUCUUGUCCUCUUUCCACCUAUUUAUCUAUCCUUUUUCAUUCGUCGGAAGAAGCGCGCGUAAGAGAACACAUAAACCGGCCACGGCAGCGUGGCGCUGCUCUGGCAUCGUAGUCCAUUCUUCCGUCUGUUUGUCCAUCUGUUCAUUCGUCGAACAAUUCGUCCAUCAGCCUGUCGGUAUGUCGAUCCUCUCUCUCGGUUUUAGCAGUUAGGCGCGUCGCGCGGCGCGACGCGAUGAACGACCUGGCGAUGCGCGAGCAUGCACAUAAGAAAUUCACGCGCGGAAAUUCUACGAUCCCGACGACAAUUACUGGAUAAUGAACUGUGUCUUGUGUAUUACAUUUUUUUUUCUUGUGUAACUAAAAAACGAAGUUGACUGAUCUAUUCAUGGACGCUUGUGCAUCUGUGUUUCUUCUACUUUGUGGACCGACUUGUACAGGAGAGGGAAAGAGAGAGAGAGAGAGAGAACGUAUACGACGAGCAUGUUAUGUAUGCCCGUGCAACGUGUAAGCUAUUGUAUAUGAACAUGAUUGUGAAUUAUUCUAUCGACAUUGUGUCAUAAAAACGAGCGUGUACCCCGAUCAUAAUGUGAUAUUGAUGGUGUAGCAUCGUUUAAUGCAAGAAGAAGAUGGAAAAGAAUUAGAAGAAGUUAGACUAAAAACAUUCAACCGAUUAGCCGGCUCUUUUUUUUUUACAUACGUUUACCUGUUCCCUUGCAUCUUCUGUAAUCGAUUUACAUACAUACUCGCUUGGUUUAUUUCUCUGUGUAUGUAUACGUAUUCUAAGGAUUACUGAGCACUUAGCCUAACGGAUUUUCAGAUUCACUGUGCUUAAAGGAAUGGAAACCAUGGAGUUAGAUGGUGAUGCUGUAGUAGAUCUUAGUGUAAGUAGCAGUGGCAGGAGAAAUUCCCCAUCAGUAAAUGCAAAUUCAGGUGAUGUAGGUGUACCUUUGGACCUUGGAAUUCAUUUUGCUGCAAAUCCUAAUUCUAAUCCUUUGGAAAGCAAUGUGCUAGAAGCACGUAAUAUUCAAAAUGCAGCAAGAGGUAUAUUGGGUCCAAAAACAGGAGAUGAUAGGAGGACUCGACGUAAUCUUAGACCAAGAAUUGAAAGAAGUUAUGCGGAGAGUCCUGAUGAACCUAGAAUAAAUGGAUUUUUAAAUGGAAAUGGUUCAUCAGAUAGCGAUGAAGUUGAAAUGCCACCAUUACUUCCAAUCAAAGAACUGUCUUCAGACGAAUUGGCUGAACGUGAAAGGACAUUAAGAAAGUUGAAGGAAGAAUUACGAUCAGAAGAGAUGAAAUUGGUUCUGCUAAAAAAGUUGAGACAGUCUCAACAAUUAAAAGAAAAUAUAGCAGCAGUUCCCAAAGUUCCCAGCAAGUUGCCACCACCAGUGACAGUACAACCAACGCCUCAUGGACAUAGAACAGGGAAAGCACCACCACCGUUGCUUAGAGGACAACCAGCACCAAGUAGAAGUAGUAGUCUCCAUGCACCACCACCUGGAAUGCUGUUACCACCUACAACUGGACGAAGUUCUACUUCAAGUACUGGAAUGCCUCCUAACAUGGUAAUACCUCAACCACCACAUCCUCGAGGUAGACCACCUAGUGCAACGCCAAGUGUCCCAACUUAUCAUGCUCCAGCUGAUAGGACUGAACGUUCUACAAAAGAUCCUACCCCUACUCCAGCACAUCAACUACUUGUUGGAUCUCAAGAAAAUAAAACCACAGCAUCUUUAAAUACGCCCGUAAUUUCGGAACAGGAUAGAUCGAGAGAAGAUAAUCAAACACCGGCGCAGCGGCAGGCUGCUGCUAAGUUGGCUUUAAGAAAACAACUAGAGAAAACUCUUUUGCAAAUACCACCGCCAAAACCUCCACCACCGGAAAUGCAUUUUGUACCAAAUCCAUCGAAUACAGAGUUUAUUUAUCUUGUUGGCUUGGAGCAUGUGGUCGAUUUUAUUACGAAAGAACCUGCUAUACCACCCCCUCCUGAGCCAUUUGAAUGUACACAGUGUAAAACAGAUUUUACGCCUGUUUGGAAGUGGGAAAAACCAGUAGGUAGUGGGAAGAAAGAAGGUCCACGUGGACAACAUGCCACGUUCCAACGACCUCCAGCAGGUCGAGAUCCUAGAGUUAUCUGUGAACAUUGCGUGACAUCCAAUGUUAAGAAAGCUCUCAAAGCAGAACAUACAAAUCGAUUAAAGACCGCUUUUGUGAAAGCUCUACAACAAGAGCAAGAAAUUGAACAAAGGCUUGCUCAAGCAGCAUGUCCAAGUCCAGAUCCACCAGCUCCUAAAUCAGUUCCAAAAGCGGCAACUCCUACCAGGAGAAUAGCGACACCUCCUGCUCCUCCUCCUCAGGUGCCACCAGCACCUACGCUUACACCAACACCACCUGCACCUAAGCUGCAAGAACAUCCGUUAGUUAAACUGGCUGAAAGUGGAAAAUUUAGUCCUCAUCAUGCGGCUACUGCAGCUGCUUUACAACAACAAUUAUUAAGAGAACUUGCAAAGACUCCAGUGACAAGCAUACCACAUCAGCCUCUUCCUGCCCACAUGAUGCCCCCGUUUACUUCUAUUUUAUAUCCAUAUCAGUUAGCAAUGGCACAGGCAACUGGAGGUAAAGGUCUUGCAGAGUUGCAACGGCAAGCAGCAGAUCUUCAACGUCAGUACCUGCUUGAUAUGAUUCCAUCGCAAGCAUCACAAGCACAGGGCAACCAAGCUCCACCAAGAGCUCAUCCACAUAAUUGGAAAACGUAACCGAACGCAUUUAAGGAAAGAACAAUAAAUCCAAGUAAAUAAUUAUAAUAAACGGAGUAACGAAGUAAUUAAAGAACGAGGAAAAGGUUCAUGGUUAUUGAGAGAGAUACGAUAUGUCACUAAUAUCACGUUGUUGUGAUUGGGAAUAUUGUGAUAUAUCAAUAUGUUUUUGGUAUAUCGCUCAUUAAAUGAUAAGGAAGUAUAAGAUAUAAUCCAAGAAAUAUGUAAAUGAUUACGUGAUUCUUCAAGUAACGAAUUAACGUUUUGUUUUUUAUUAACGAACAAUUCUAAUAUUGUUCGAUUUGUUUCAAAAUUAAUAAGUAUCGACAAUGAUAUCUUAAAGAUUAAUUGAAAAGCAGCAUUAUGUUUUAAUUUUAAUAUUACAAGAAGUGUCUCCUUUUGAUAUUACUCUGCAUCGAUAUUGGAUAUUUUACCAAAAAAACGGAUAAAGACGUAAUUAAUACGUAAUGUUAAUCACACGUAUGUAAUAUCUGAAUAAAGUGAAAAUAAGAAAACAAAUGAACACUUGUUAAGGCACUAAGAGACGGUAAUAAGUGGUAUAUAAUAAUAUCGAUGCAUCGAUUAUUGAAAAUGAAUAAUCUGAGUUACAAAAGUGAAAAAUGAUUGCGUUGCAGUAAAUUGAAAUUGAAGCUAAGAAUCAUUUUAGGCUCUUAUAAUUAAGCCUAUCUUUGCCACUGGAUUGAAUAAAUUAUUAACCAGUGGCAGGGGGUACCUGUACUAUGUGUAUAUCUCUUUAUUUUCUUUAAUCGUGAGUAUUUUUAAGGCGAAUACAUUGCAUGUGUGAGAAACAGAUAUAGAAAGAAAGAGAGAGUGUAUGAAUUAUAGUUAUAAAUAAUAAUCUUUUCAAGGAAAUGUGUGUGAAAGAAUAAUAAGCGAAUAUGUGAGCGAUAAGAAAAAUUUUUUUUUGCCAAUAUGUGGCAGAGUAUGUGCAUCGAUAUGUUUUUAAUAGAAUGACAGAAAUGUCAUUCACGCACAAAUCUAAUAAGAAUUUCCAUGUAUGGCAAAUCGGCUAAAAAGUUUUUCUUCAUCAAGAAGGUACAUCAAGACGAUACAUUGUGACUCGGUAAAAUUUUUUUAUUCAUAAACUAUGAUUAAUGAAUUUGGAAGAAAGGAGCAUACCGACAAAGAGUCAAAUUUUCACAUUAUGAUUGUUUUGAUGUGCCACAAUUCAUAUAAAAAUAUUAAAGUCAUCAACAAGACGUGUGCAUAAUCGCAAUUUUUCGAAGUGUUAAGGUGCGAGAUAAAAGAAAAAAAGGGUCUGGAUUUUUAGUCCUCUAUAAAAAAAAAGGAAAAAAAAGAAAAAAAAACAAGUUUGCACAUAUAACAGUUAAACCCUCUGGCACUCAUCCCGAGCAAUACUAUUAAUUAUUAUCACCUUCGCUAAUAGCCUAAUUUCUAUGACUCUGGCUAACAAAUCUUGGUCAUACAUUUCUGAAUCAAUAAAUAAAUAGUACUAUACUGUAGUCUUGAUAUUUCUCGGUAUUAUGAUACAUACAAGUUAAUAAACUAAAAUAGCAUAAUCAUCUCUCUUUGUAUUACGUGAUAGGUUUUGAGCUCGUACUGAUAUACAUGUACACCAUAAUAAGUCUACGAUCGCAUAAUAGAUCAACAUCUGUGUUUUUUGUGUAAGAGAAUUGAAAGAAUAUGUCGUCACCUGCACUGUCGCCAGUGAUACUACUGCUGCCACCUUUCUAUCAUCAAACAUGAUUAUUUCAAAUCAGUGUCAUGCAAAGAGAGGAGAAUAGGAGAACACGAUUUUUAAUUUACAUAUACAUGCAGUCAAAAAUGUACUUGUAAUUUAAUGCAUUUAUUGUAGAUUACUAUUAAUUAUUUUGUAAAUUAAUUAUUUCGUUAUUUUUUUCAUUAGUUUAUUAAAAGAGGUUCUAAAGUCUUAUUCAACAAUGGUCAAUUAACUAACCGUUUCGUUUUCGCGUUCUCCUCUUCCUUGUGAGAGCGUUGUUAUUUAAUGAUAAAUAUGUUUUUAUUGAAAUGUGUGAUCCUUAAAAAAUAGAGUAAUUUUAAUGUGAUUGAAAAGAAUUUAAUGAUAUUAAGUACGUAACGUUCUACAAUUGUUCAAUCAUAAUUGAGGGUCUUAUUCGAUAUUGAUCAUUUCACUAUACUUUUUUUUGACUGUUUCUUUUUCCUUUUUUGUCUAGUCUGAAUUUUCGGUUCUAUGUAGUGUUAUUAGGAAGUAAUACAC
Molecule: messenger RNA, 5640 nt
Organism: Polistes dominula (European paper wasp)
Lineage: Eukaryota; Metazoa; Arthropoda; Insecta; Hymenoptera; Vespidae
Gene: simj
Product: transcriptional repressor p66-beta simjang
Biological process (GO): negative regulation of transcription by RNA polymerase II
Cellular component (GO): NuRD complex
Source: RefSeq, a predicted model, not a curated record